AUGCAGGCCCUGACCAAGGCCAAUAAGAUUGCAGAGAAGAGCAUGAAGAAUGAUCAUGCCACAUUGCAGAAACUCUUUGCAGACAUGGUCGAAGAGUUGCAAGAAGAGGUCACAGAGCUUGCGACAGCAUCGGGCAAUGCGGAGGGAGCUGUGCUGCAGCUCGAGAUCGAAUACAAGAAGAGCCAGGCAAGUCACGCAGCGGCAGAGGCUGCCUUCUCUCAGGGCGAGGCAGCGUUCAAGCAGACCUGCGAGAGUCUGUGCAAGAUGAGCCUGAACCAGGCGAAGGAGCUUGAGAAACUAAGCAAUCAACACAGCCAGUUCCUGGAGCAGUUUGGCACCACGGACGCCACGCUCCUGUUCCGGCAGCUGCAGGGUUUGGAGCAGCUGACGAGGCAGCUGCAGAACAGCUCGGUGAUCGAGCAGGAUUUGUGCUGCAUGGUGCACAGCAUGGUCACCUUCACCAACAGCUUGAAGGAUCAGAUCAUGGAUCCGCUUCCUGGAGGCACCGAAAAGAUCACCAAGGCGAAGGUUGUGCUGAAGAAGCUCUUGAAGCAGCGGCGCUUGGCGUACAAGGAUCUGCCCGAAGAGGACAUGCAGGCGCUGUUGAAGUAUGAAGCUGAAGUGCAGCGGCUUGAUCCAGAGGACGUUUGCAAGCCCAUCCUGUCUGCGGGCAUUACCGCGGAACGUAUUUGUGAGGCCGUGGAUGAGAUGGACAACGAAAAGGUCAUGGAACUGAAGAAGGACCUUGUUCUGCUCGUUCAGCAGAAGGCUUACGAGAUGGAUGAGUGCGACACGCAGGACAUCGAAGAGCAGCAGCGCAUCAAGAAGAAAGAGCUUAAGAACAAGAAGGCAGAGCUCCUGAAGCAAGAGGCAGAGCUAAAGCAAGCCCAGAAAGCACCUUCCAAGAGCAACGUCAGCACAAGUGAUGAAGACAACGACUCCACUUGGGAAGUCGUCGACAGCGUCCAGGAGAAGGUAAAUGACCUCAAGGAUGAGAUCAAGGAGCUCGAGCAUGACAUCAAGGAUCUCGAAGGAGAGAAGAACGGUUUCAAGAAGGCGCAGCAGGCGACACAGAAGAGCUUGGAGCCUUGUACGCGCACGCUCUCGCUCGCAGUGGAGAUUUGCUGCACUACCUUCCGGGAGCAGGUCGCUGAAGAGGAGAAAGCCGCUCUGCGAAGCACCUUCGAGUCCUUUCGAACCAAUAUCUCCAAGCCCAUGAGAACCUUCGUGAGCAUGACGGAGCAAGCCAAGAGUACGUUCACGGACCGCUCCUCGAUGCAGCCGCCCACUCUCCUGGGCGCACGUGGCGGAAAGCGCAUGGCUUUAGAAGAUGCCGAGUGA
Symbiodinium sp. CCMP2592 is the source of this 1341-nucleotide messenger RNA. NCBI's taxonomy places the organism in Eukaryota, Dinophyceae, Suessiales, Symbiodiniaceae. The record is from the annotation of a GenBank genome assembly.